Papaver somniferum (opium poppy) is the source of this 1434-nucleotide messenger RNA. Its product is annotated as zinc finger BED domain-containing protein RICESLEEPER 3-like. The record is from RefSeq and is a predicted model, not a curated record. Gene Ontology annotation, molecular function: DNA binding. The coding region runs from base 1 to 1434 and encodes 477 amino acids. The transcript is spliced from 6 exons. Lineage: Eukaryota; Viridiplantae; Streptophyta; Magnoliopsida; Ranunculales; Papaveraceae.
AUGAGUAGUGACGGUGAUGAUGUUGAGAUGGUAGAUCCUUUGGAUGGCUAUACAACUGUUGAUUGUGCACCUGCACCAGUUUCAGGUGAAAAGGAACAUAAACUUAGAUCUGAUGUUUGGGAAUAUUUUGAUCUCAUUAAAUAUAAAGAUGGAUCAAAGAAGGGGGACAUAGGGCAAAUGAUUUUAUCUGCAAAGAAUGGCCAGUUGUCUUCCCGCGUACGCAAAAUUGAUCAGAUGAAGUUUCGGGAUCUUAUUUCAGAAUUACUCAUUGCAAGAAAUGUCCCAUUGGCUUUAGUGGAGUGGAAAGAAUUUAGGGACAUAUGUGCUUAUCUAAAUGAGGAUGCUAAACCAAUAUCAAGGAAUACUGGGAAAGCCGAUAUUGUCAAAAAACAUAAUGCACGAAAAGAAGUUAUUCGAAACAUAUUGAAACUUGCUCCAGGUAGGAUGUGUCUAACAUCAUACAUGUGGACCUCUGUUACGACUAUAAGGUAUAUAAGCUUAAAUGUCCACUUUCUUGAUCAAAAUUGGGAAUUAAAGAAGUAUCUACUGAGGUUUUGUGAACUUCCACCACCUCAUACAGCUAUUAUUGUAAAAGAUGGACUUGUGAAGAUUGAUCCAGUUGUGCUUAAGUUAAGAAAGUCAGUGAAGUCGCUUAAAAAGUCCCAAGUAAGAAAACAAAAAUUCUUGGACAUUGUUGAUACUUUAGGAAUGUCUGCAAUAAGAAGGGGUAUUCGUCAAGAUGUUAAGACAAGAUGGAAUUCAACUUAUAUUAUGUUAGACAGUUGUCUUGUGUAUAGAAGUGUUUUCGCUCACUUGAAGGAGGUGGAUUCAGACUAUAAAGACUUCCCAACUGACGAAGAAUGGGAUCAAAUUGAAAUGUUCACAAAGUUUCUCAAGACAUUUUAUGAUCUCACAACUUUGUUUUCUGGUAGUAAGUAUCCUACCUCCAAUCUAUAUUUUGAAGGAGUUUGUCAAGUUCAGGUGUUAUUAAAAAAAGAAAGCACAAAUGAAAUUGAAUUCAUUAGGGACAUGGUGAAAGAGAUGCAACAAAAGUUUAACAAUUAUUGGGAGAACUUAAGUCCUAUAUUGGCUAUAGCACUUGUGUUAGAUCCUAGAUUGAAACUGAAGUAUCUAAACUUUGCUUAUACCAAGUUGUAUCCUGAUGUAAGACAAUUAGAAAGUAAAGUUGUUGAUGUGCGUGAAGAUAUGAAAAAACUUUAUAAUGAGUAUUACACCUUGUCAAGAGCUUCUGGUAGUGGAACUCAGAAUUUUGGUAUUCAAACUGGUGCGAAUUCUGCCCAUCAAGGAAGUGAGUGGAUCCAGGAAUAUGCUGCAGCACAGGAAAGUGGUGGUGAUCUGCAAUCUGAUUGUCAGAGUUGGAUCAAUAUCUUAGCGAGAAAUAUGGAUUUGUUAAUCAACCUCUCGAUAUCCUAA